AUGGCAAAUAGAAGAGUUGCUACCUUGAAAUGGAAAGAAUCUGUGGGGCCAAGAAUUGAGAAAAUUAUUGAAAAAUUGAAGUAUGAAAGUGGGCAUUGCAUUGCAUAUCUAGCUGGAGAUAUGAAAUAUCAAGUCUCACACCUUUCUGGAAGAGAGUUCGCAGUUGACUUGGCUGCUAGAACUUGUUCUUGCAGGAGAUGGGAUCUUUGUGGAAUCCCAUGUCCUAAUGCUAUUGCCUGUAUUUUGAGGAAGGGACAAGAUGUUGCCUUGUAUGUUGAUGACUGUUACAAGAAAGCAACAUACCUAAAGGCUUAUGCACCAGUUAUUUCACCAUUGCCUGGCCAAGAUCAAUGGGACAAGCCUAGUAAUGAGACCACCAAAAUUGAUCCUCCCAUUUACAAGAAGCAAACUGGAAGACCAAAGAAAAAUAGGGCUAAAGAUCCUAGUGAAGAGCCCCUAGUUACAAGUCAUGAAGGGAAGAAGUUGAAAAGAUGGAUUUAUACCAAGCCAUAUGCAUGUAGGUCAUGUGGGCAAGAAGGCCAUACUUCCAAGACAUGUGGAAAGCAACAAAAUCAAGCAUCUACUAGUCAAUCCACUCAAGGAGUAACUCAAUCUACUAACAAUAAGCCUACAUCAACUCAAACAAGAAAGGUGGGAAGGGGCAGUGGAAUGGUUAGAGGAAGAGCCAUGGGAAGAGGUACAUGCAGAGAAAGAGGCAUGAUUUCAAGCUCACAACCCACCAUUCCACCAAUUCAACAAGUUCAGUCAACCCAAGGAUUUGGUGCAAAGAGAGGAAAGCCAUGGAAGCCUUGAAGGAUUUGGUGAAAAAUUGGCAGCUUAGUUGUGUUUUUAAAGUCUUCGAAAACUAUCUAAAUAUGUAAGGUUUUUUGUUUUUGCAUUCGAAAACAUGAGAUGUUGUUGUUGUUUAAUGUUUUUGGAAUUGAAUGGGUAUGUUGUUAUGAACAAUGGUUAUUUCUUUUAGAACGAUAUGCUAUUGACAGUGAA
This is a messenger RNA of Malus domestica (apple), 1005 nucleotides long. RefSeq lists its product as uncharacterized. The record is from RefSeq and is a predicted model, not a curated record. NCBI's taxonomy places the organism in Eukaryota, Viridiplantae, Streptophyta, Magnoliopsida, Rosales, Rosaceae. Gene Ontology annotation, molecular function: nucleic acid binding; zinc ion binding.